CAUCAAACGACGAGCAGCACAGUCCACAAACAGCAUGCAAGUGAGAAUACGCAGCGGCAUGUCGCGGUGCAGCAGCAGUGAGUGCUCGUCGCUCGGAGCCUCCUCGCCGACCUCGGUGUGCUCGGUCGACGAGGAGGAUCUGCCAACCUUCCUCCUCUCCAACCUGGCGGUCGCUCAUCCAGAGACGCCGAUCCGGCGGCCCCGAGUGAUCCGCCCCCCGCCAGUGGAGCCGCGUCGACCUACGCUAACAACACGGAUGACCUUCCAGCAGCGACUUCGCGAGUGCCCCACCCAGACGAUCGUCACUGCCCUUGACGCCACAGGAGUCUCAACCGAUGGCAGCAGCUCCGAGCGACUUCGCCGGCUGACCUGGUGCUUUAAGCUCUACGAGCCACGAGACGUGUUGGAGAGGUGGUCGGUGGAGACGCUCCGCGUGGUGGCAGGGAUGGCAGAGGCGGACAAGGCAUCGUGCAUAAGCAGUUUGCUGGGGCAAUUCUUCUCCUUUGACUGAGGGCAGGCCGGCCCCUCCUCGGCCAGAACUUGCUUCUCGCAAUGCUCGGGAUUAAAGCAGCCCACGCCUAUCCGUAAAGAGCCUACCGACGAGCGGCGCCAUCCCGCCACCAGGGCGCUACGAAACACCGAUCGUGCGCUACUGCCGAGGGAUUGCGUGCAGGGCAGGCGGUGGCGCCUCUGGUGCGAACUACCACCGGCGAGUCGGGAGGGCCCGACAGUUAGUAAGUUAGGGGUCGGGGAGCGAGAGAGUAGGACCCUCCGGGCACAUGGGGCCUGGGGAGGGAGGGCGCAGCCGACUGGGCUAGAGGCGCGAGGGGCGAGAGGCGGGCAGACGCUGCAGUAGUAGCUAGUACACUCUAGUUACCGUAGCUGGUAGUAUGUGUGGAGAGAGGGCUCGCGCUUUAGGGCUCUCUCGUGGAGUGUGCCACGUGAUACUGUCGAGUGUGUGUCUGGCACUGCCACUGGUGUCGUGGACGUGGUGUGUGCCCGGCUCCGCUGGAGUCCUUUAUCUGAGAGGUGUCGCGCCACCUCGCCUGGUAUCGGCUGGGUCGCGGCCUCUGUCGGGGCCGGUCUCGGGUCUGCCUUAAACAGAUCGUGUACCAUUGCUACGAGGCUACGUAUCGCACUCUCACGUACCGCAGACACAGUCCGAGACCCGCCGUCGAACGCGGCUCGGCGAACUCCUUUGUGCAACGAACUCCCCUCCCCCCUCCCGGCCUGUCACCCACAGAUACCAAGCUCUCAAGAUCGCACAAUCGAGGGCGGAGACAUGCCCCGCCCCCG
Molecule: messenger RNA, 1296 nt
Organism: Emiliania huxleyi CCMP1516
Lineage: Eukaryota; Haptophyta; Isochrysidales; Noelaerhabdaceae
Exons: 2
Coding region: 35-511 (158 amino acids)
Source: RefSeq, a predicted model, not a curated record